UCGACCCGAGGCCGAUUUCCCCGUUCAUCAGAACCACAGUCACAUAGCCUCUGUCUCCAGAGGGUGGCGCGCAAGGACAACCCAAAGCGAGUGCGGGGAGCAGCCGGCGCGCCCCCGUGCGCGUGCCCCUCUUUCUUUCUUCCUCGCAACCUUCCAAUUUGUAGCCACAGUGCACGGAUUUACCUCUAGAGGUCAUCAGCGAGAAUUUACGACUGGACAACAAAAGCACGUGAUUUCAAGUCGUACCCCAUAUUUGGGUGCCUACGUAGGAGGGAGCGAAGUACAUGUCCCAGUCAUUUCCAUAAUUCAUCAUAAAUUGUGCAGGGUGCUAGACGCACAAACGACCAAGAGCCACAAAUCAAGUAAAAAAUAAAUAAAUAAAAAAAUCAAAUGAGCUCUUACUUUGUAAACUCAUUCUGCGGUCGCUAUCCAAAUGGCCCGGACUACCAGUUACAUAAUUAUGGAGAUCAUAGCUCGGUGAGCGAGCAAUACAGGGAUUCUGCAACGAUGCAUUCCAGCAGGUACGGCUACGGUUACAAUGGGAUGGAUCUCAGCAUUAGUCGUCCAGCAUCUAACCACUUUAAUGCCAGUGAAAGAUCUCGAAGCUACUCUGCAGCAGCAACAACAGCGGCAGCAGCAGGACCAGAAGCAGGAGCAGACACCAGGUACAACCAACCUGCCACGUCCACUCAGUCUCCUUCACCUGACCCUCUGCCCUGCUCCGCCGUGGUCAGUCCGCCUGCCAGUGACAACCACCCCGGAAUCAAAAACUCCAUAGCAAGCCCAACUACCUCCUCAAAUUCCAGCAGCAGCAGCAGCAGUCAGAUCAGUAGAGAUGGGGUUGGCACGUCGCCUGGUACUGAGGAUGAGACCCCGGCCAGCAGCGAACCUCCAAGUUCACAGAACGGGCAAGGCACAGCACAGCAGCAGCCUCAGAUUUACCCCUGGAUGCGAAAACUGCACAUAAGUCACGACAGUAUGGGAGGACCAGAAGGUAAAAGAGCCAGGACGGCUUAUACCCGAUACCAAACCCUGGAGCUGGAAAAAGAAUUCCACUUCAAUAGAUAUCUGACCCGGAGACGACGGAUAGAAAUUGCACAUGCUCUUUGCCUAACAGAGAGACAGAUUAAGAUCUGGUUCCAAAACAGGAGGAUGAAAUGGAAAAAAGAUAACAAGUUAAAAAGCAUGAGCAUGGCCGCUGCAGGAGGCGGAUAUCGUCCUUGAUCAAUAGAAGCAAUGGGCAGUAGCUGACCAAUUAGCAUAAUGUCAAUACAGUACUGACUUCCAAAACUCUUUUCCCGUGUUACUUCUAUGAAGAAAAGCAUUUCCAUGUUGCCGUAUUCCAAUCUUUGCAUCGUUAGUCUGCUUUCUGGUCGUACUGUUGCCUGUACAAGUCAUUGCUUACAGUAUAUUGUCUAGGAAUAGGAUAGCCUUGUGAAUUAUAGCUGUUUUAACUUAUUUAUAUUAAUACAAGCGGUAUUACUUGAAGUAACUGUAUAAAAUCGUCCAGUAAAAUGUAAUUAUGUGUUGCACUCUGCAAAAAAAGUGUAUGUAUGUGUUAGUGUUGCUAAAUGUCAAAAUAGCUCCAAGCUUGCAAUACGUAUUUAAUUUCAGAUCAUCGUCCUCUGUAUUUGAUAUCGUAGUGUUAAAUCACUGAAAUGCUACCUAUUCUGUGUUAUUAGUGAGCAGUGAAUUUUGUGAAGGGUAUUGCGACUUUGAACUGUAUGUCUAUGCUGUGCCUUUGUAUGACUUUGCACGAAUUCCAAUAAGUGGCUCUUAGCGCAGCGUCGGUGUAUGUUUUUUGUGACAAAGGAUAACUAUAAAGCCUAAAAGACUGGCAGUUUAAGAAAUUAGUGAUGAGCUUUUGUAUUUGUUUUUAAAACUGACUGGAAGUUAAAAUAAAGUUUCUAUAGUAACUUUCCUGC
Molecule: messenger RNA, 1925 nt
Organism: Pristis pectinata (smalltooth sawfish)
Lineage: Eukaryota; Metazoa; Chordata; Chondrichthyes; Rhinopristiformes; Pristidae
Product: homeobox protein Hox-A5
Exons: 2
Coding region: 391-1224 (277 amino acids)
Biological process (GO): anterior/posterior pattern specification; regulation of transcription by RNA polymerase II
Cellular component (GO): nucleus
Molecular function (GO): RNA polymerase II cis-regulatory region sequence-specific DNA binding; DNA-binding transcription factor activity, RNA polymerase II-specific
Source: RefSeq, a predicted model, not a curated record